Molecule: messenger RNA, 690 nt
Organism: Heterostelium album PN500
Lineage: Eukaryota; Evosea; Eumycetozoa; Acytosteliales; Acytosteliaceae
Gene: sod2
Product: superoxide dismutase
Exons: 4
Coding region: 1-690 (229 amino acids)
Biological process (GO): superoxide metabolic process
Cellular component (GO): mitochondrion
Molecular function (GO): metal ion binding; superoxide dismutase activity
Source: RefSeq, a predicted model, not a curated record
AUGAAUUUCGUUGGUAGAAUCAAUAAAUCAUCUGCUGGUCAGUUGAUGAAUAUGGUCGGUAAGAGAUCGUUCGGAAGUGUAUCGAACUCCUACACACUCCCACCAUUGCCCUAUGACUUUGGUGCUUUGGAGCCGGUGAUCAGUGGUGACAUCAUGAAGUUGCACUACGAGAAGCAUCAUCAAGCCUAUGUAAAUAAUUUGAAUAUCGCACUCGACAAGUACGCUGCAUGCGAGGCCGCCAAGAACAUCGCUGGUUGCAUCGCACUCCAGCCAGCCAUCAAGUUCAACGGUGGUGGACACGUCAAUCACAGCAUCUUCUGGACCAACUUGGCACCAAAGAAUGCAAAGGGUGGUGUUGCUCCAACCGGUCCAUUGGCCGAUGCAAUCAACCAACAAUAUGGUUCACUUGAGAAAUUCAUUGAGAAAUUCAAUACAAAGACUGCUGCCAUUCAAGGUUCUGGUUGGGGAUGGUUAGGAUAUUGCAAUGAGUCAAAGAGAUUACUCAUCCACACUUGUGCCAAUCAAGAUCCAUUGACUGACUUUACUCCAUUGUUGGGUAUUGACGUUUGGGAGCAUGCUUAUUAUCUCCAAUCCAAGAACGCCAGACCAGAAUAUUUGAAGAACAUCUGGCAAGUUGUAAAUUGGAGCAACGUUGCUGAAAGAUAUGAUCAAGCCAGAAAAAAACUUUAA